AGAGAGAGAAAAGAAACUUGAGAAGAAAAAACAAGAUGGAAGGCAUAAUCAAGCAGAAUGAGAAUGAGAAUGAGAUUAAUAAUAACGUAAAAAUGGAAAUUGAUACAGCGAAGAAGAAGAAACAGAUUAAUAAUAACGUAAAAAUGGAAAUUGAUACAGCGAAGAAGAAGAAACAGAAGCAUAAGCAGAAGUUGAAGCUGAAGCAGAAGCAGAAGCCGAAGCCAAAACGGAAGAGUGAGUUUGAGUUGGAGCGGGAAGACUAUCAUAUGAGAUGUAGAGCCACUGAUGCUCUAUGGAAGCAAAAGGCUGAUCGGGAUCAACAAGAUCUCGUGAAGAGGAUGAAGAUGAGUAAGAGGCGACUCAUUCAACAAGAACUCUUCUUAUGCUUCGAUAUUGAUUUUAACAGGAUCAAGUUAUGUGAUACUACUCCUAACCAGAAGCCAAAGAAAAAUAAUCCUACACCUGUUCGACAAGAAACCCCAUCAGCUUCAUGCUUCCCCAACAAAGAUUAGCUUUUGUUGCUGGAAGAACCAAGCUCUACUCUAUUGGCUACUAACUGGCUACUCAUGCAGUGUGCUGCUGGAGAGAUUAAUACGUAGACUUAGUGUU
Messenger RNA from Beta vulgaris subsp. vulgaris (sugar beet), 609 nucleotides. RefSeq lists its product as hypothetical. The coding region runs from base 36 to 512 and encodes 158 amino acids. The record is from RefSeq and is a predicted model, not a curated record. NCBI's taxonomy places the organism in Eukaryota, Viridiplantae, Streptophyta, Magnoliopsida, Caryophyllales, Amaranthaceae. The transcript is spliced from 3 exons.